AUGAGUUCAAAGAUAUUGAAUAAAUUAAGUCAUAAUAUAUUAGGAGUGGUGGCAAAGAGGAAGUGUCUGUCUUCGGGAGGAAUGGAGUGUUGGAACCGUUCGGUCACUCACUUCACAUUCAACCCGCAGACCCCGUCCACCAAAUCCGGUGACACGACUCGUAUGAAUCUGUUUCAGGCGGUCAACAACGCGCUCGACAUCGCGCUGACCACCGAUCCCACGGCCGCCAUCUUUGGCGAAGACGUUGCCUUCGGGGGUGUCUUCCGGUGCACUGUCGGCCUUCAGGACAAGUUCGGCAAAGACCGGGUCUUCAAUACUCCGCUCUGCGAACAGGGAAUCGCCGGCUUCGGCAUCGGGAUGGCAGCGGCCGGCGCCACAGCCAUCGCUGAGAUCCAGUUCGCCGACUAUAUCUUCCCCGCCUUUGACCAACUCGUCAACGAAGCCGCGAAGUUUAGGUACCGAUCGGGCAAUCAGUUCGACUGCGGCUCUCUGACAGUGCGGGCGCCCUGUGGGGCCGUCGGACACGGGGCUAUGUAUCACUCGCAGUCCGUCGAGGCCUACUUCGCCCACUGCCCCGGCCUUAAGGUGGUUAUACCCCGCGGACCCAUUCAGGCCAAGGGUCUACUCUUGAGUUGCAUUCGCGACAAAAAUCCGUGCCUUUUCUUUGAGCCCAAAAUACUGUACCGAUUGGCCGUAGAACAGGUGCCCCUCAAGGACUAUAUGAUCCCACUGUCCAAAGCGGAAGUGCUGGUCGAAGGCCAUGACGUGACGCUAAUUGGUUGGGGAACUCAAGUGCAUGUUCUGCACGAAGUGUGUCAGAUGGCCAGCGAUCAGCUGAACGUCUCGUGCGAACUCAUAGAUCUGGUGACAGUCCUUCCGUGGGAUAAACAGACUAUCAUUAAUUCAGUCAAAAAGACGGGACGUGUAUUGAUAGCACACGAGGCGCCCAUCACUGGCGGCUUCGGCGCAGAGAUCGCCGCAACCAUUCAGAAGGAGUGCUUCUUGAAUCUGGAGGCACCCAUCUAUCGCGUCUGCGGUUAUGACACCCCUUUCCCUCACAUCUUCGAGCCUUUCUAUUUGCCCGACAAAUGGAAAUGUUUUGAUGCCAUCAAAAAACUCAUUAACUUUUGA
Molecule: messenger RNA, 1131 nt
Organism: Oppiella nova
Lineage: Eukaryota; Metazoa; Arthropoda; Arachnida; Sarcoptiformes; Oppiidae
Source: the annotation of a GenBank genome assembly